Messenger RNA from Vigna umbellata (rice bean), 1756 nucleotides. RefSeq names its product beta-glucosidase 12-like. NCBI's taxonomy places the organism in Eukaryota, Viridiplantae, Streptophyta, Magnoliopsida, Fabales, Fabaceae. Gene Ontology annotation, molecular function: beta-glucosidase activity. Gene Ontology annotation, biological process: carbohydrate metabolic process. The record is from RefSeq and is a predicted model, not a curated record.
UAAAUACAAUUAAGAAAAAAUGGCAUACAAAGAAUACGUAGUGCUACCUCUCAUUGCUCUACUUUCUUCAUUGAUUACUGUCACAGAAAGCUUAGCCCUUACUCCACAAAUAGAUUUGUUGAAUCGAAACAGUUUCCCAAAAGGCUUCAUCUUUGGUACAGCAUCCUCAGCGUACCAGUACGAAGGUGCAGCCAAUGAGGGUGGUAGAGGACCAAGCGUUUGGGAUACCUUCACUCACAAAUAUCCAGAAAAGAUAGAAGACAGAAGCAAUGGAAAUGUUGCAGUUGAUUCGUAUCAUCGCUAUAAGGAAGAUGUUCAGAUUAUGAAGGAUAUGAAUUUGGAUGCUUAUAGAUUUUCUAUAUCUUGGUCCAGAAUUCUUCCGAAAGGAAAGCUAAGUGGAGGUAUAAACCAAGAAGGAGUUGACUAUUACAACAACCUUAUCAAUGAGCUACUUGCUAAUGGAUUGGAACCAUUUGUGACUCUUUUUCAUUGGGAUCUUCCUCAAUCCUUAGAAGAUGAAUAUGGUGGCUUCUUAAGUCCUCGCAGUGUGAAAGAUUUCCAGGACUAUGCAGAGCUUUGCUUCAGGGAAUUCGGAGACAGAGUAAAAAAGUGGAUAACUUUGAACGAGCCAUAUAGUUACAGCGACAAGGGUUAUGCAUUAGGAACAAAGGCUCCUGGACGAUGUUCAUCUUGGUGGAGUUCUAAAUGCAAUGGUGGUGAUUCAGGAACAGAACCCUAUUUGGCUACACAUCACCAACUUCUUGCUCAUGCAGCUGCUGUUAAUGUCUACAAGACUAAGUAUCAGAGAUUUCAGAAUGGUGUAAUAGGCAUAACACUGUAUUCUAUUUGGUACGAGCCACUCUCAGAUAGCAAGCUAGAUCGAAAGGCUGCUGAACGAGCUAUGGACUUUUUGUUUGGAUGGUUUAUGGAUCCACUUACAAGAGGAGAUUAUCCAGAAAGCAUGCGUUCCUUGGUGAAAUCACGAUUACCAAAGUUUACAAAGGAGCAAUCCAAAUUGCUCAUUAAUUCAUUUGAUUUUCUUGGCAUAAACUACUACACUGCCAAUUUUGUCUCUGAUGCUCCAGAAUUAAGAAAUGUCAGAGGCAGUUAUAUGACAGAUCCCCUCGUAAAUUAUUCAUUUGUGCGUGACGGAAAACUCAUUGGUGAAAAUGUUGUGUCGGAUUGGUUGUACGUUUAUCCAAAAGGAUUUCGUGAAGUUUUACUAUACACUAAAGAGAAAUACAACAAUCCCUUAAUUUAUAUUACUGAAAAUGGUGUAAGUGAAUAUGAUGAUCACUCAUUAUCACUUGAAGAAUCUCUCUUGGAUAUUUACAGAGUUGACUACCAUUACCGUCAUUUUUAUUAUCUUCUUGAUGCAAUCAAAAAAGGUGUAAAUGUAAAAGGAUAUUUCGCGUGGUCUCUCUUAGACAAUUUUGAAUGGGAUUCAGGCUACAUCAUGCGAUUUGGAAUGAAUUUUGUUGAUUACAAGAACGGUCUAAAAAGAUACUCAAAGCUUUCGGCCUUGUGGUUCAAGGAUUUUCUCAACAUAGAAACCAAACUUCAUGAUUCCAUAUAAUUCAAGUACUAUCAAAAUUCUUUCACAAUUAUAUAUUGUAAAUACCCAAUUGCUAGGAUUGUUUUAUUCUUGGGUAGUUUCUUAUGAAAUUGUAUUUUCUUAUAAAUGUAUUGUCGAAUUCAAUGCCUCAAUGGCAAUAAAUUAUGCGUGCAUGAUGUGUUACAAAGAUAAUAGAACUUA